UUCUGCUCAUGUCUGGCUACAAGUCCUGGUUAUAUCCCUACUACAAGUCCUAGUUGUACCUCUACCACAAGUACUGGUCAUGCUCCUGCUAUAAGUACUGGUUGUACCUCUACUACAAGAGCUG
Messenger RNA from Racocetra persica, 124 nucleotides. NCBI's taxonomy places the organism in Eukaryota, Fungi, Glomeromycota, Glomeromycetes, Diversisporales, Gigasporaceae. The record is from the annotation of a GenBank genome assembly.